AUGCAAUUCGGAUUCAGAAUUUCGCUCGCACUUAUUUGUUGUAAUAUAGUAAAUUCAAAAAGUGAAUCUAUUUUGGUAGAUUGUGUAGAUACAGGCGUAGAUCGUCAUACCGCAGAAAAUUUAAAAGAUCUUGCUAUAAAAGCUACAAAGAUUGCCCAAGAAGAUUUUCAAGUAAGAGUGGGAAGUUUUGUGACUGUUAAUGCCGCAAAUGUACAGAAAAUGCGUUGGGAUCUUUUAAAUGACGUUAAUAUUAUUCAGUAUGGAUGUUCAGCUCAUAUGCUAAAUUUACUAGCACAAGAUCUUGAAAUUCCAGAAGCUACACAAGCUAUAAUUAAAGUAAUAAAAUAUUUUAGAAAUAAACACCUUCCUGGUGCAUUUUUAAAGAAGAACAGGGAAAGAAGCUUGUUAUGCCCCAGGAAUAAAUUGGAAAAGGAAACAGCAAAUAAUGAAACACUAAAAGUUGCAAAACACGAAUUAUUUCCAAUAGAAGCAAUACAGUUAGGAUGGAAUAAUUGCGACUGGGGUAUUGGUGCUGGGAUGAUUAAUAUGGGGAAUACAUGCUAUUUAAAUUCCACAUUACAGGCGUUAUUUCAUGUACCAGCCCUUGUUAAUUGGCUAAUGUCAGAUAAAGAGCAUAGCUUAGAAUGCAAGGACUCAGUUACUCAUAUGGGACCUACUGUGAGUUGUGGACAUUAUACUGCUGUGGCUCAAGCACCAUCUGGUAAUUAUUAUCAGUUUGAUGACAGCAUGGAAAUGGAAAUAGAUACUGGAGAAAACGAAAUUAACGACUGUUACAGAAUUAAUAAACAGGAUACUGCCCCUAUAUUGGUCAUGUUUAAAAAGUAUGAAAGCAAGAUUAAAAUUAUUAAGAAGGUAAAGGAGCUAAAAGGAAUAAAAUUAGAUGAAUGUGGAUUAGAAGGAGGAAAGAAAAAUAUAUAUUUUAACGAGGAUUUAACAACUUACAAUCAAAAGUUGUUUAAAAUGGCAAGAGAAUGCAAAAUUAGAAAAAAAUAUAAGUCGGUAUACUCUUUAAAUGGCAGCAUAUUUAUGCGUAAAAAUAAAAAUAAGGAGUGA
Messenger RNA from Brassicogethes aeneus, 1074 nucleotides. The record is from the annotation of a GenBank genome assembly. NCBI's taxonomy places the organism in Eukaryota, Metazoa, Arthropoda, Insecta, Coleoptera, Nitidulidae.